AUGCCUGUGCCAUUUAUAGGAAGGUUGCGCCCAACCGAGUACGUUGCCCUCGUGGGGUCCUUUGUUUUCGUCAGCCUCGAGGCCAUCAUUCGAAUCCUGACACUGGCCUUGCCUUCUUUUGUCGUCUCCUUCUUCUACCUCGCCUCGCGCCGUCUGUUCAAUAGGUUCGCGUCUCCGGAGCAGAAAAGGGCCAAGGAUGGGAAGAAAUCAAUCGCGAACUUUGUCCGCGACGCGUCUGAUUUCGUCGAGCUUUGUCGUCUGUGGGGAUACGACGCUGAGGAGCACGUGGUGCAGACCAAGGACGGAUACUUGCUCGGCAUCCAUAGACUGCAGUGGCGACGAGGCGAACAAGGGCAAAAGAUCAAUUGUGGUCCGGGCAGCGUCCGGAAAAGGGUAGUCUAUCUGCAUCACGGGCUGCUCAUGAAUUCCGAGGUCUGGGUUUGCCUGACGGACGAGAAACGAUGCCUUCCGUUUGAGCUGCUGGAGCGCGGAUUCGACGUGUGGCUGGGCAACAAUAGAGGCAACAAGUACUCGAAAAAAUCAAUCCAUAGCUCCCCAACUAGCGUCAAGUUCUGGGACUUUUCCAUGGACGAGUUCGCCUUUCACGACAUCCCCGACACAAUCUCGUACAUUCUGGAAACGACGGGGCAAAAGAGCCUCUCCUACAUUGGCUUCUCGCAAGGCACUGCCCAAGCCUUUGCCACGCUGGCCAUCCACCCGCCGCUCAAUCGCAAGGUCAACGUGUUUAUCGCGCUGGCUCCAGCAAUGGCCCCGGCGGGACUUUCCAACGGCAUAGUCGACUCCCUCGUCAAGGCUUCCCCGUCGGUCCUGUACCUCAUGUUCGGCAGGCGGUCCAUCUUGAGCUCGGCCACCAUGUGGGAGACGCUGCUCUACCCGCCCCUGUUCUGCCACCUCAUCGACAGAAGCCUGGGCUUCCUGUUCGACUGGAGGACGCGCAACAUGUCGACGAGCCAGAAGCUAGCCGCCUACCCCCACCUGUACUCCCUCACCAGCACCAAGAGCGUGGUGCACUGGUUCCAGGUCAUCCGCAACAAGUGUUUUCAGAUGUACGACGACGACGUGCCCCAGCCCAUGAACCUGGCCUCGUCGAGGAAGUUCUCCAAGGUGGCCAAGUACCCGACCCGGAACAUCAGGACGCCCAUCGUGCUGGUCUACGGCGGCAGCGACUCCCUGGUCGACAUCAAGGCGAUGCUGAGAGAGCUGCCCCCGCGCACCGUGGCCACCGAGAUCCCGCACUACGAGCACCUGGACUUUUUGUGGGCUCGCGACGUCGACUCGCAGGUUUUCCAGCACGUAUUUGAUGCCCUGGACAGCUUCACCGACGCGGAGCACUCGGCCGAGGAAUACGAUCGGUACUUUUUGGCGCGAAAGGAGAGCCUGCUGGGGUCCGCGCACCCGCUUGGCCACCGCGGCAGCGUAAGCGAUGCGUCGACCAUUGCCGCAGGCAACGAAGCGGCGGCCGGCGAGUGCCGCCAGCACCUGGCUGCCGAGAACGCGCAGACGGCGGCGGAACACGGCAUCAAGAGCCGGCUCGGCCGAGACGAAGGAGGAGGAUGCACGGGAGAACAGCAGUGA
Molecule: messenger RNA, 1596 nt
Organism: Ustilaginoidea virens
Lineage: Eukaryota; Fungi; Ascomycota; Sordariomycetes; Hypocreales; Clavicipitaceae
Exons: 5
Coding region: 1-1596 (531 amino acids)
Source: RefSeq, a predicted model, not a curated record